This is a messenger RNA of Phascolarctos cinereus (koala), 1627 nucleotides long. Its product is annotated as cytochrome P450 2A13-like. The record is from RefSeq and is a predicted model, not a curated record. Gene Ontology annotation, molecular function: heme binding; arachidonate epoxygenase activity; iron ion binding. Gene Ontology annotation, biological process: coumarin metabolic process; xenobiotic metabolic process; epoxygenase P450 pathway. NCBI's taxonomy places the organism in Eukaryota, Metazoa, Chordata, Mammalia, Diprotodontia, Phascolarctidae. Gene Ontology annotation, cellular component: cytoplasm; intracellular membrane-bounded organelle.
CUGUCCACCCCCAGACAAUACUGCAGUGAGGCCUCUGCCAUCUCCACCAUGCUGGCCUCUGGGCUGCUACUGGCAGCUCUAUUCUUUUGCCUCUCAGCCCUAGUGGUUCUCUCUGUAUGGAAACAGAGGAAGGUCCGCAGCAGCCUUCCCCCUGGGCCUACCCCCCUGCCUUUCAUUGGCAACUACCUGCAGCUCAACAGCCAGCAGAUGUAUGACUCUCUGAUGAAGAUUGGGGAAAAAUAUGGGCCUGUGUUUACAGUCCACCUGGGACAGAGGGCCGUCAUAGUCCUGACUGGGUAUGAGGCCGUGAAGGAGGCACUGGUUGACCAAGCAGAGGAGUUCUCUGGUCGGGGAGAGCAGGCCACCUUUGACUGGCUCUUUAAGGGAUUUGGUGUGGCUUUCAGCAAUGGAGAGAGGGCCCGGCAGCUCCGACGAUUCUCCAUCACCACUCUUAGGGAUUUUGGCAUGGGCAAGAGAGGCAUUGAAGAGCGCAUCCAAGAAGAAGCUGGCUUCCUCAUUGAGGCUCUCCGAGGCACAAAAGGAGCUGCCAUUGACCCCACCUUCUUCUUGAGCCGCACAGUCUCCAAUGUCAUCAGCUCCAUUGUCUUUGGUGAUCGAUUUGAAUAUGAGGACAAACAGUUCCUGUCCCUGUUACGUAUGAUGCUGGGGAGCUUCCAGUUCACAGCCACAUCCAUGGGACAGCUAUAUGAGAUGUUCUCUGGAGUGAUGAAGCACCUGCCAGGGCCUCAGCAGCAAGUGUUCAAGGAACUGCAAGGACUGGAUGAUUUCAUCACUGAGAAGGUCUGCGAGAACCAGGCCACCCUGGACCCUAACUCCCCCCGGAACUUCAUUGACUCCUUCUUGAUCAAGAUGCAAGAGGAAAAGAAAAAUCCCAACACAGAAUUCUUCAUGAGGAACCUGACCAUGACCACCCUAAACCUAUUUUUUGCUGGCACUGAGACUGUUAGCACAACCCUUCGCUAUGGCUUCCUUCUCCUAAUGAAGCAUCCAGAGGUGGAAGCCAAAAUUCAUGAGGAAAUCGAUCGGGUGAUUGGGCGGAACCGAUCACCCAAGUUUGAGGACAAAGCUAAGAUGCCAUACACAGAGGCCGUCAUCCAUGAGAUCCAAAGAUUUGGAGAUAUGAUCCCCAUGGGUCUGGCCCGUAGAGUCACAAAGGACACCAAAUUCCGGGGCUACCUUAUUCCCAAGGGCACAGAAGUUUAUCCCAUGCUGGGUUCAGUACUGAGGGACCGCAACUUCUUUGCCUGCCCUGAAGCCUUCAACCCCCAACACUUCCUGGAUGAAAAGGGCCAGUUCAAGAAGAGUGAUGCCUUUGUCCCCUUCUCCAUUGGCAAACGCUACUGUUUUGGUGAAGGCUUGGCCAGAAUGGAGCUGUUCAUCUUCCUCACCACCAUCCUGCAGAACUUUCACUUCCAGUCUCCAAUCCCAAAAGAGGCCAUCGAUAUCUCCCCCAAGAUGGUGGGCUUUGCCACCAUCCCCCGAAGCUACACCAUCUCAUUCCUGCCAAGAAGCUGAGACUGAGCCCAGAAAGCCACAGCAGAAGCAGGAGGAGCCUGCAGGACUCCUGGGUGGGGUGGCUUAGGAUGUAUUAAUAAAGUCUGAGCCC